Molecule: messenger RNA, 2824 nt
Organism: Ceratina calcarata
Lineage: Eukaryota; Metazoa; Arthropoda; Insecta; Hymenoptera; Apidae
Product: membrane metallo-endopeptidase-like 1
Exons: 17
Coding region: 89-2692 (867 amino acids)
Biological process (GO): protein processing
Cellular component (GO): plasma membrane
Molecular function (GO): metalloendopeptidase activity
Source: RefSeq, a predicted model, not a curated record
UUGAAUAGUAGCACAUUUUACAAACUGCAGCUGGAUUCUGCACACGUGGUUGAACUUUGUGUAAUUUAUGUUAAAUUAAAUCAUUGAGAUGAAGCCUGUCAUAUGGAGCACCGCUUUGUUUGUCACCUUCAUCUGCAGCCCGUGUAAUGUGAUAAGCAAUCGCUUGCAUUCACGAUCAUUAGAAAAACCGAAAGCCGAGAGAUCGGUUUGCACUACUCAGGAAUGCAAAGAACUUGCAAAAGUGUUGAUAGAAAGCAUGAAUCAAACUGCGAAUCCGUGUGAAGAUUUCUAUGAAUAUGCAUGCGGAAAUUGGGCGAAACAUAAUCCUCUUCCAAAGGGUGAGAUGCGGUGGAAUUUAUUGGCUAAGGCUGAAAGGAUAGUUGACGAGCGUCUCAAAGAAAUGUUCGAAGAGGAAGCCAAGCCUGGAGAGAUUUACGCCUCACGAGUUGCCAAGCGAGCACUUAAGGCUUGUUUGGACACAGAUAAAGGAGAGAAGGAAGGACUCCAACCACUCAUAUCAACGAUGUGGAGAGUAGGUGGAUGGCCGUUAAUAAUGGAAGAAAAUGAAUGGGACGAGAAAAUGUUAAUGUGGCAAAAUGUCGAUGAUUAUUAUGCUCUUCUGAUAGGACUGAAUAGCUUUCACGAUGUACACAUUGACAUAGACUACCUGGACGGUAUGAAAAUGAAUCUAAUGGUAAAGACCCCUCACCUGCCUUACAAAAUAUACAGCAUUUACAGCGUCGAAGAAACUGAGACAGACAGCAGCGAUGAAAACAAUGAUAGUAAGGAAGGAAGUCAAGAACCCGGCAGCCACGAACGUAAAGACCCUGAAGGAUCAGGAGAGAGUGACGACGAUGAUGAAGAUAGAUACAAAGUAUUAAGAAGAAUUGAUAGCCAUAAAAUACAUAAAAGACGAAAUAAUAAAGAGCACAUCAAUGACCGAAAGAUGAAACACUACAUGAAAAAUAGUCUGCACAAAUCUAAAAGAUGGUAUAGUGAAACGAAUAAUAAAAAAAAUAAAUACGAAGACGAGGAUAUGUAUUUUGAAAAUACUUAUAAUGAAAAGAAUAAUGAGGUCUCGGAAGAAAAUGAUGAAGAAAAUAACAAUAGUAAGAACAGCGAAGAUAAUGAAUCGGAUGGUCAAGAUUAUAGCAGCAGUGGUGAUUACGGAGACGCUGAAGAUGACAGCGAAGAUGACGCUGACGAUGACGCUGACGAUGACACUGCAAGUAAGGAAGCUGAUAAUAGUAAAGAAGAAGCAAAGAAGAAAGUUGAAAAAGCGAGAAAAAAAUAUGCGGAGUACAUGUUAAAUGUUAGUAUAGCGUUAUCCGAAGCUAGGGGUGUCCCAAUACCAAAAGAGCAGCUUAUGAAAGACAUUGCUGAUCUGAUUAAAUUCCAAAUAAAUAUCAUGAAGUAUUCAUCUAGGCCUGGAGAAAUGUUGAAUACCACAUUACAAUCAUUCCAAGAAAAAUAUGAUUCUUUAGAAAGAACAUCGAGCUCGAAGGUAAAUUGGGCGAGGAAAGUACAAGACUUGUUUUCCUACGGGGGGAUGGAAAUUGAUGUAGAAAAUGACGUAGCGUUCAUUUCGGGCUAUGAUUAUUUCAAAAAUUUACGCAAUUUAUUAGAUACUACGCCAAAGAGAACUCUUGUGAAUUACAUACACUGGAAUUUUCUCAGUAGAGUAAUAAAAGCCAGUACGAAAAAAAUGAGAGAUUUAUACUAUGAUUGGCAUGGCACACCAAUGGAUGAUGCAAAAAAAUUAAAAUAUUGUAUCGACGAAAUACAGGCCCAGUAUAUUUUAGGGUAUGAAUACGUGAAACGAUAUUUCUCGGAUAAAAUUUUAGAAACGGCUCUAGACAUGGUUGCUGAUAUUCAAAAAGAAAUCGAGUACGAAGUUAAAAAAGCUUCUUGGAUGAACGAUGAAGUCAGACAUAUUCUUUUAGAUAAAUUAGUGUACAUGAGAACUCUUAUUGGAUACCCGGAUUAUGUAUCAUGCUCACUUAAAAAUUUAUUAAUCUACAGUUUGCGUUCAGACCCGUUGAUAGUAAACGCUUUUUUCUCACCCUUCGAAAAUGCAAUCGAAAUAACAGCAGCAGAUUUCCAGAAGCCAUUUUUUGACUUCAAACAGCCAUGGUACACAAACUAUGCUACUAUAGGACUGAUUAUGGGCCACGAGGUGAAUCAUGGAUUUGAUAUCUUCGGUCGACAGACUGAUAAAAAUGGUAAAGUAAUAGAAUGGUCACCAGAAAUGACAGAAGAAUACGAGAAACGGGCAAAAUGUUUUAUGGAUCAAUUUACCAAGUAUAGCGUCGUGAACAAUAAAACAGCAAAUAUUGCUAUCGAGGAUUAUGGUGAACAAACUGCUCCUGAAAACAUCGCUGAUUCAAUGGGUUUAAGAGUUGUGUAUAAAGCGUAUCAGCGAAGGCUACGAAAAUGUAACGAACCAGAUGGUGUAUUACCAGGAUUAGAGAAUCUGAAUAACGAACAACUAUUUUUCUUAUCCUUCGCUUACAUGUGGUGUGAGGUUGCAGACCCGGAACAACUAUUGAAAACAUUGAUAAGAGAUUCACAUAGCCCAGGCGAGUUAAGAGUGAUCGGUCCGAUAUCCAACAAUGAAGACUUCGCAAAAGCUUACGAUUGUCCCUUGGGCAGUCCUAUGAAUCCUAAGAAGAAAUGUAACCUUUGGGAAUAAGAAGAAUGCUUCGCUCGAAGAACAAUUGAAAGAUUAAUGGACCACCGGAAAUUACAACAUUCUUCUUUAUAUUCUACACUUUUCUAAGAUUAAAACGAGAAUUAUAUACAUGUAAUCAAUCAAUCCCAGAUA